AAUGUCUUAUUGCGCUUUUGCUGGAUGCAAGACAGCUAUUAGAGCUGGAAAAGAACGCAGCAACUGCGGGGGAAGGUUACACUGCUUUCCGAAUCCUAUUACAGAUAGAGAUCGGUGCCAUCAAUGGGUGCAAGCUAGUGGCAGAAAAGAUUUAGCCGAAAGAUUGGAAAAUAAUCCUAAAAGCUUAUCUAGUUUGUAUAUGCGUUCAUUCGCGUGCUCUUGUCACUUAAAUAGUAUUCAACGAUUAAGGCGUACGAUAAAGGAAGAGAGAGCUAAAAGGGUUGAAAUUCAAAAUACAAAAUUCCAUCGUUUAAAAGUCAUUGACGUUAGGAAUUCCUUUAAUAAGUGGAAUGAUCUAAAACAACAUGCUGGAAUGGAAAAUGAUGCAAAAUUUUGUGAAUAUUUAUUAAAUAUGUAUGAAACUUUUACUGGUUAUAAAUAUUUUGAAGCUGAAAGUGCGCUCGUUGAAAAAGAUAGAUCGGAUAAUGGGUGGCUGAAAGAUAUACCUCUAGAUAUUGAACCAAUAGAAAUAUCUUUAAAUGAGAACGAUUGCCAAAGGCCUAGCAUCGAUAAGAAAAAAAGGAAAAGGAUACACUCUUCUCAACUCGAAUGCUCUGAAUGCGAUAAUACGUUUGAAACUGAAUCUCUUUUAAAUGAACACAUGUUGAAAACUCACUCAAAACGAUUAAAACUUCGAAAAUUACCAAAUCUAUUUAAGAAAUUGGAAACGAAGAAACCAUUGUUUUUUUUAUGUGAGUUUUGUGGUCAACAAUUCUUGGAAAAGCGGAAAUAUUGGGAACACAAAAGUCACCGGCACGUCAGACGUAAAAUUGUAAAAUGUCAUUACGAAGGUUGCGGUAUGAUAAUGACAAAUCAUUCUCUAAGCAACCAUAUACGAUUAAAACAUAGUAAAGAGGAACGAUAUCAAUGUAUUUAUUGUGGUCAAAAGUUUAAGAGAGGAGAUUAUUUGAAGAAGCAUGAGAUUACAAAUCAUACUAAGGAAUAUCCAUUUACAUGCGAAAUUUGCCAAUGUGGAUUCUUUCACAAGAGUGAAAUGGAGAGACAUAAAAAGAAAUCUCAUUUAAACUCUGAUGGUAUAGUUCAAAAUAUUUUAAAUAAGAGGCCGAAUCGUAAGCCGAAAGGUGAUGAUAAUCUCAAACCUCAUAUUUCAAAGAAUUUAACAGAAGUACACUUACGGUGUGCUGUAAAUGAUUGUACUUUUAUUUCUGAAUUAGUAAGCGACAUACGAAAUCAUUGUAAACAUAAACAUCUCUUAGCUGAUUCAGAGGAAGUGCUAAUCCGUUGUGCGGAAAGCGGCUGUAAUCACGUGACUAGGACAAAACCCUUACUUUUACAGCAUCAUAACAAUAAACACUUUACGUAUAAGUCUUGGGUUUGCCAAUUUUGUAAUAGAGUUCUGAAGACGAUUACCGCCUACGAAUGUCACGUAAGAACGCAUACAGGCGAAAAACCUUAUUGUUGCGAGGUCUGCGGUAAUACGUUUACCCAAUCAUCAACUUGCUAUGGACAUGAGAGAAAAGUGCACGGCUAUCAUAGAACAAUUAGAGAAAAUGUGAAGAAUAGAUACGACAAAAUAGUAAAAGAGGACGAGUCAGAUCAAAAUGGAGAUAAACGAACUUUCGAAUCAGCGGAAAAUAGUGAUUCUAAAAAUAGAACUUUAAAAGAAGGAGACGUUUUGGUUGAGGAAAUGUCAAUGUCGUAG
Molecule: messenger RNA, 1723 nt
Organism: Dimorphilus gyrociliatus
Lineage: Eukaryota; Metazoa; Annelida; Polychaeta; Dinophilidae
Source: the annotation of a GenBank genome assembly